AGACCAUGACCGAGCACGCCAGUUCGUUGCAGUAUAAAAAAUCUACGAGCAGCCCGUCAUUUUCAUGGCUUCGUCGUCCUCCACAUUCUCCUUGCUGCCUGCCAUUUAUCCGUUGAUAUAAAAAGAAAGUACUGCCGAGUUGACAAAACGCCCGCUUUACAGGGGGAGAGGUCUCAGGACUGAGAGAGGGGGAGUGCAGGAGGAGUUGGGAGGAUCUUUUGGGGGCCAAGGGAUGGGCGCCGCGGCGGUGAGGCCGUUGCUGCACCUGCUGGUGGGGCUGGUGCUGUACGAGGUGGCGGAGGAGAUGGUCGUGCCGGCGCUCGUCGACAAGGUCACCGACGCGCUCUGCCCCGACCACGGCAGGAAGUGCCCGGAGGCCAUCUACCUCACCGGCAUUCAGGCUUCGGUAGGAGCAAUUUUCAAGAUAAUAGGAUUUCCUCUAAUGGGCCAGCUAGCUGAUGAAUAUGGUCGGAAGCCUAUCCUCCUCCUAACUGCCUCUGCGUCCAUAAUCCCUUUUGCCGUGCUUGCAUGGAAUGAUUCGAGGACCGUUGUGUAUGUCUACCUUAUUCUGCGCACCUUUUCAUUCUUGAUUGGCCAAGGAACAUUGUUCAUCAUUUCACUUGCAUACACGGCAGAUGUGGUUGAACCGUCAAAGAGGGCGACUGCAUUUGGCUUCAUAACAGGAAUUGCCUCUGCCUCUCAUGCUUUGGGGGAUGUUUUCACAAGGUUUCUACCCAAGAGUUGGAUUUUCCAGACCAUGGUUUCACAGGUGUCUGUUAUUCUGUUGAUCUGUUCAGUCCUCUACAUGAAAAUAUUUCUGGUUGAGACACUUCAAAGAGCUCCAUCUUCACCUAGUCGGCAUUCAUCAUUAUCAUCUUUGGUUAUCAGGGUACCACAACAACGUUGGGAAUCUAUCAAAGAGAACAUUAAUAUAUUUAAAAACAGUGAAUCACUUAGGCGAAUAGCAUGUGUUGACUUCUUCUAUAAAUUGGGCAUGAGUGGCAUUACUGAUGUCCGACUGUAUUACUUGAAGUCAGUAUUUGGCUUUGACAAGAAUCAAUUCUCAGAAAUUCUUAUGGUGGUAGACAUUGGUUCCAUCUUUUCUCAGAUUUUGGUCCUUCCCCUUAUUGGCCACGUUAUUGGCGAAAAAGGAAUCUUAUGUGUUUCCAUCCUUGCAUCCAUUGCUUAUGCUUUUCUUUAUGGUGUUGCAUGGGCUUGGUGGGUCCCUUAUUUUAGCUCUUUAUUUGGCAUCAUCUUUGUGAUGGCCAGACCAGCUAUCCAUGCAAUCAUUUCUAGGGAAGUACUCUCAACGGAGCAGGGAAAGGCACAAGGUUUCAUCGCGACUGUACAAUCUAUUGCUAUAAUGCUGGCACCUCUGUUUAUGAACCCACUAACCUGUGAGCAAGUAGUUCUGACAAUUUUCUAUGUUGCCUGGGGGACUACUGGGCUCUGUACACUGUACUAUUCUUAUUUUGAUCUCAUUCUGUCCUUCACCUCUGUUUCAGCUUACUUCAUUUCACAGGAGGCUCCCUUUAAUUGCAAAGGUUUCAGUUUCAUCGUGGCUAGUGUUGUCUUGGUAGCCUCCUUAUGUUUUGCUUGUACACUGCAUCGAAAAAGCGCGGACAAAUGCACAGAAGUUGCAGUUUCAGAUGAGCCUAGUGAGGAAGCAUUGCAAGCCCCUUUAUUGGCUUAAAACGCCAGCUGGCGACCAUCAAUGAGGUGAGAGCCAUCUCGAAGCGGCAGACGAAUGGUUACCACAGUUCACAACGAGGUUUUGCUGAAAAGCUUAGUGGAGUGCAUCAACAACCACCGUUGUUCACAAGCAGAGGAACACGGUCAGAUAUUCCAAUUCACAUUGUUUGUUGAUCAUCAAUUAUUAUAACAUGUUUAGUAUUACUCCCUCCAUUUUUAAAUAUAUGGGUCUUAUGCUGUUUAGGACAAGCUAAAAUGAUAUAAUUACCUUGUCCUAAACAUCAUAUAUUAAAAAAUAGAGGGAGUGGUAAAUGUUAUAGGCCUUGAAGUUUGAAAUCACAACCAAUAUAUUAUGAAGCCAUACAACACAAUUGGAUGCGAUGUAUGCACGCAAA
Panicum virgatum (switchgrass) is the source of this 2087-nucleotide messenger RNA. RefSeq names its product hippocampus abundant transcript-like protein 1. Lineage: Eukaryota; Viridiplantae; Streptophyta; Magnoliopsida; Poales; Poaceae. Gene Ontology annotation, molecular function: transmembrane transporter activity. The coding region runs from base 233 to 1693 and encodes 486 amino acids. Gene Ontology annotation, biological process: transmembrane transport. The transcript has 13 exons. Gene Ontology annotation, cellular component: membrane. The record is from RefSeq and is a predicted model, not a curated record.